CAUUGUGGAAACAGGAUGAAGCUGACCAGUGAGGAGUUGCCCAAGGACCCCGUUUAUAGCUCUCUGUCCCAGUAUGCCGCCAAGAACCAGUCGUUCUCCCAGGGGAGGAAGGAGAAGUCCGACCACUACAGCCACGCAAACUUGGUGGAUAAGGCACUGCAGCUCUUGAAGGAAAGAAUAAGAAGAGGCGAUGCCGUGGCCUAUUUCCUACGAGGCCAACUCUAUUUUGAAGAGGGAUGGUAUGAAGAAGCCUUGGAGCAGUUUGAAGAAAUCAAGGAGAAGGACCAUCAAGCGAUGUACCAGCUGGGAGUGAUGUACUACGACGGGCUGGGCACAGCUGCGAACGCUGAAAAAGGAGUGGAAUAUAUGAACAAAAUAAUUGAUUCUCCAUGUCCCAAAGCGAGACACCUACAGUUUGCAGCUGCUUACAACCUCGGACGAGCUUAUUACGAAGGCAAAGGUGUGAAACGAUCCAAUGAGGAAGCUGAAAGGCUGUGGCUUUUUGCUGCGGACAAUGGGAAUCCAAAAGCCAGUGUGAAGGCCCAGAGUAUCCUCGGACUGUAUUACUCAACGAAAGAGCCCAAAGAGUUAGAAAAGGCGUUCUACUGGCAUUCAGAAGCCUGCGGCAACGGAAACCUGGAGUCCCAGGGGGCACUGGGGCUCAUGUACCUGUACGGACAGGGCAUCCGCCAGGACACCGAGGCUGCCCUGCACUGCCUGCGGGAGGCGGCGGAGCGUGGGAACGUGUGCGCGCAGGGGCACCUGGUGGAGUAUUACUACAACAUGAAGUUCUUCACCAAGUGCGUGGCCUUCUCCAAGAGGAUCGCCGACUACGACGAGGCUCACGACAUCCCCAUGAUAGCCAAGGUCACGGACUGUCUGCCGGAGUUCAUCUGCAGGGGCAUGGCCAUGGCGUCCUUCUACCACGCGCGCUGCCUCCAGCUCGGCCUGGGGAUCUCAAAGGACGAGGCGGCCGCGAAGCACUACUAUUCCAAAGCCUGUCGUCUGAACCCCGCUCUGGCAGAUGAACUUCACUCUUUACUUAUUCGUCAAAGAAUUUAG
Messenger RNA from Phyllostomus hastatus (greater spear-nosed bat), 1062 nucleotides. RefSeq names its product LRP2 binding protein (gene LRP2BP). The coding region runs from base 16 to 1062 and encodes 348 amino acids. The transcript is spliced from 8 exons. Gene Ontology annotation, molecular function: protein binding. The record is from RefSeq and is a predicted model, not a curated record. NCBI's taxonomy places the organism in Eukaryota, Metazoa, Chordata, Mammalia, Chiroptera, Phyllostomidae.